CAGGAACACCAGAACGCCGUCUCGCGACCGGCUGCGGCGACUACAGAUCGACAGCGCUCAGAGAUUGGGCGAUUAGCGAUCACGAGCGCCGCAUCCCAUUGCCACCACUUGUCCACAUCUCCACUCAGGCCCGCUCCCAGACCGCUCCAAUCAAAGGGGCGCAGCUCAGCCCCCACCGUCGCUGCCAUCACACCUGGCAGCAUUCGAGCCAAGACCGUUCGUUGCCGCCAUCGUCAACAAAGGACGCUCACGCCAUCCCAUCCACGUCCGCUAGUGGCGUUGCCAACCCACGCCCUCGUCGCUCCCGGGUCAGUGAGGCACCAGUGCGGCAAGGCACUCGCCUGAUAGCAAUCGGUCUUCCCCUGAAGACCGUCUACAACGAACGUACAACUCAGUUGCAGCAGCUCGCUCCAACAACAGCCGUCGGCCAGCCCUCCCCCACCUCACCCCUCAUCGCAACGCAUAGAUCUCUCGCCCAGCAUGAGCUCUCCAAAACGUAGGAUCGAGACGGACAUGAUGAAGCUCCUGAUGUCGGACCACGAGGUGACGCUCAUCAACGACUCGAUGCAGGAGUUCUACGUGCGAUUCGUCGGGCCGUCAGAAACUCCCUUCGCUGGCGGCACAUGGAAGAUCCACGUCGAGUUACAAGAUCAAUACCCGUACAAGUCGCCCUCCAUUGGCUUCAUGAACAAGAUUUUCCACCCCAACAUCGAUGAAACGAGCGGUUCCGUCUGCCUCGACGUCAUCAACCAGACUUGGUCGCCCAUGUUCGACUUGGUCAAUGUAUUUGAAGUCUUCCUCCCGCAGCUGCUUCGCUACCCAAAUCCUACUGACCCGCUGAAUGGUGACGCGGCGGCCUUGUUGAUGAGGGAUCCCAAGGGGUAUGAAGGCAAGGUCAAGGAUUACGUGAGGAGAUUUGCCAGCGGAGGGGCAGCAGCGGAAGCCAGUAAUGGAGAUGGUGAGAAGAAGGAGAGGGAGAAUGGGGACGACGAUAGCGAUGAGGAAGAGGAGGAGAUGAGUGACGCAGGCAGCUUCGAGGCGGAUGAGGCGGCGGACAUGGAGCUGUAGAAGAGGGCGCCGACGAGGAGCCUAGCGAUUGGAAGCGGACAGUCGAUGGGGCUCACAUUACAUUGUGCUUGUCAUCUAUCCCUCUACUUGCAGCAUGUUUCUCUUCUCCCAGUCGAUUCUCGUUCUCUCAAUGUCCAUGACCAUCAUCACAGC
Molecule: messenger RNA, 1221 nt
Organism: Jaminaea rosea
Lineage: Eukaryota; Fungi; Basidiomycota; Exobasidiomycetes; Microstromatales
Exons: 3
Coding region: 481-1068 (195 amino acids)
Biological process (GO): protein polyubiquitination; ubiquitin-dependent protein catabolic process
Cellular component (GO): nucleus
Molecular function (GO): ubiquitin conjugating enzyme activity
Source: RefSeq, a predicted model, not a curated record